Molecule: messenger RNA, 2130 nt
Organism: Rhipicephalus microplus (southern cattle tick)
Lineage: Eukaryota; Metazoa; Arthropoda; Arachnida; Ixodida; Ixodidae
Product: bifunctional purine biosynthesis protein ATIC
Biological process (GO): 'de novo' IMP biosynthetic process
Cellular component (GO): cytosol
Molecular function (GO): phosphoribosylaminoimidazolecarboxamide formyltransferase activity; IMP cyclohydrolase activity
Source: RefSeq, a predicted model, not a curated record
UUAUCUUGCAAAAGCGUCAUGCCACACGCACCCUCCUCGCCGCUCGCUCUCGCAAAGUUUUUCGCCGUCCGCAGAUCUCGUGUCACCGGCUAGGCGGGAUCACUUUUCCUCCUGGAGGACGAGCGAGCACGAUGGCAUCGACUGGGGAACUGGCCAUUUUGAGUGUGUCGAACAAGACAGGUCUUCUGGACCUAGCUCGCAAGCUGCAGCAGGCAGGCUUGCGCUUGGUGGCUUCAGGGGGCACGGCCAAGGCCAUCCGGGACAUUGGCCUCCCCGUCAGAGAUGUCUCUGAAGUGACGGGUGCUCCAGAGAUGCUGGGUGGUCGAGUCAAGACACUGCACCCAGCUGUUCAUGGAGGUAUCUUGGCACGAAAGAUUGACAGUGACCUAGCUGACAUGAAGAGGCAAAGCUUUGAGUAUGUCAGUGUGGUUGUGUGCAACCUGUACCCCUUUGUGGAGGCCAUCUCAAAGCCCAACACCUCUGUAGCUGAAGCUGUGGAGCAAGUGGACAUUGGUGGUGUCACUCUUCUGAGGGCUGCUGCGAAAAACCACGAGCGUGUUACGAUCAUCUGUGACCCUGCUGACUACGACGUGGUUGCCCAGGAGUUGCUGUCCUCGCCGACUCGCCAAACAAGUCUGGAGACGAGGAGGCGGCUGGCCUGUGAAGGUGCAUUCCUCCACACAGCCCAGUACGAUGCAGCCAUCUCGGACUACUUCAGAAAACAGUACCUGACUGGUGUGGCUUGCCUGCCACUUCGCUACGGCACCAACCCACACCAGGUUCCUGCCCAGCUCUGCACCAAUCUGCCGAGGCUGCCAAUCACUGUGCUCAACGGAUCCCCGGGCUUCAUCAACCUCUGCGACGCACUCAACGCUUGGCAGCUGGUCAAGGAGCUCAAGGCUGCCCUGGGCAUUCCAGCGGCGACCUCCUUCAAGCACGUUAGCCCCGCAGGUGCUGCCGUGGGAGUGCCAUUGUCACGAGAUGAAGCCAAGCUUUGCAUGGUGGAUGACAUGUUUGAUGACCUGACCCCGAUUGCCACUGCCUAUGCCAGAGCACGAGGUGCAGACCGCAUGUCCUCAUUUGGUGACUUCCUUGCAUUGUCUGACGAGUGCGAUGCAGCGACAGCUAGGAUUGUGUCUCGUGAGGUGUCUGAUGGUGUCAUUGCACCAAGCUACUCGGAUGAGGCUCUGGCAAUCUUGAGCAAGAAGAAGGGCGGCAACUACUGUGUGCUCAAGAUGGAUGCGAACUACGAGCCGACGCUCAUGGAAUCCCGCACGUUGUUCGGCCUGACACUUGAACAACGCCGCAACGAUGCCAAGAUCAAUCGUGAUCUCUUCACUAACAUUGUGUCAAAGACCAAAACGCUGCCAGAGGCUGCCAUCCGAGAUUUGAUCGUGGCCACGAUAGCCCUCAAGUACACCCAGUCCAACUCUGUCUGCUAUGCGAAGGAUGGACAGGUUAUUGGCAUUGGUGCUGGCCAGCAGUCUCGAAUUCACUGCACACGACUUGCGGGUGACAAGGCCAACAACUGGUGGCUGAGGCAGCACCCCAACAUCAAGAGCAUGGUCUUCAGGAAAGGUGUCAAGCGUGCCGAGAUCUCCAACAUUAUUGACGUCUACGUUGGCGGCGUCUUUGGAGAGGACAUGCCUCUGGAGCAGUACCAGAACUCUGUGGAGAAUCCUGUGCCCCAGCUGACUGAGGCGGAAAAGAAGGCCUGGAUUGCGAAGUUGUCUGGCGUGGCCCUCAGUUCAGAUGCUUUCUUCCCAUUCAGAGACAACAUUGACAGGGCACGUCAGAGUGGUGUGCAGUACAUUGUCAGCCCUGGAGGUUCCACCAACGAUCAGGGAGUUGUGGAGGCAUGUGACGAGUAUGGAAUCACUUUGGUACACAGUGGUCUACGCCUGUUCCACCACUGAGCAGAGGUGUAGGUGGCCAGAGUAUCGACCGCCAGCUAGGCUAAGUCUUCUGGUGUCUGUCCGAAUCGUUCAUUGGGAAUUUGCUGUGGAUGCAAACAAAAAAUGUUGUGCAGCAUUAUACACACUGUGCACUCGUCUUCAGAUCAUGCAAGUAUGCGGUGUACAUAAAUUUUUUGGAUAUGAAACCCGAGAAUAAACAUUUUGCAAAUUUGUU